Messenger RNA from Jaculus jaculus (lesser Egyptian jerboa), 5307 nucleotides. RefSeq names its product X-linked Kx blood group (gene Xk). The record is from RefSeq and is a predicted model, not a curated record. Lineage: Eukaryota; Metazoa; Chordata; Mammalia; Rodentia; Dipodidae. The transcript is spliced from 3 exons. Bases 6 to 1346 code for a protein of 446 amino acids. Gene Ontology annotation, cellular component: membrane.
CGGAGAUGAAAUUCCCGGCGUCGGUGUUGGCGUCCGUGUUCCUGUUCGUGGCCGAGACCACGGCGGCGCUCUACCUGAGCAGCACCUACCGCUCGGCCGGGGACCGUAUAUGGCAGUCGCUGACGCUGCUUUUCUCGCUGAUGCCCUGCGCGCUAGUACAGCUCACGCUCCUCUUCGUCCACCGCGACUUCAGCCGAGAUCGCCCGCUCGUGCUGCUGCUCCACCUGCUGCAACUCGGACCCCUCUUCAGGUGUUUUGAAGUCUUCUGCAUCUACUGUCAGUCCAACCACAAUGAAGAGCCUUAUGUCAGCAUCACCAAGAAACGGCAGAUGCCAAAAGAUGGUCUCUCAGAGGAGAUUGAGAAAGAGGUGGGACAGGCAGAAGGCAAGCUGUUCACCCACCGCUCUGCAUUCAGUCGAGCAUCUGUGAUCCAGGCUUUCCUGGGCUCUGCACCCCAACUAACCCUACAACUAUAUAUCAGCGUCUUACAACAAACCGCCACCAUAGGAAGAUGUUUCAUCAUGGCUUUGUCCCUGUUGUCCAUUGUGUAUGGAGCCUUACGUUGCAACAUCCUAGCCAUCAAAAUCAAGUAUGACGAGUAUGAGGUCAAAGUGAAGGUUCUGGCCUAUGUCUGUAUCUUCCUUUGGAGAAGCUUUGAGAUUGCCACUCGGGUCAUCGUCCUGGUCCUCUUUACCUCUGUCUUGAAGAUCUGGGUGGUGAUUGUCAUACUUGUCAACUUCUUCAGCUUCUUUUUAUACCCAUGGAUCCUUUUCUGGUGCAGUGGCUCCCCAUUUCCUGAGAACAUAGAGAAGGCCCUAAGUAGGGUGGGCACCACCAUAGUACUCUGCUUCCUCACAUUACUCUAUGCUGGUAUCAACAUGUUCUGCUGGUCAGCUGUACAGCUGAAAAUUGACAACCCUGACCUCAUAAGCAAAUCCCAAAACUGGUAUGGUCUGCUGAUAUACUACAUGAUGAGAUUUUUGGAAAAUGCUGUCCUCCUGCUCCUGUGGUAUUUUUUCAAAACUGACAUAUAUGUGUAUGUGUGUGCACCUCUGUUGAUUCUUCAGUUGCUCAUUGGAUACUGCACAGCCAUUCUCUUCAUGCUUGUGUUCUAUCAGUUCUUCCACCCUUGCAAAAAGCUCUUCUCGUCCAGUGUUUCCGAAAGCAUCAGGUCAUGUCUCAGGUGUGUCUGUUGGGCCUGCAUGCGACAGAAGUCCACUGAAUCUGUAGAAAAGGCAGAGACAUACCUGAAGUCAUCCACAGAACAAGAUGCGACACCAUCUACUAGUAAAAUAAGUCCUGAGCCCACUGAGAUGUGGAGUGCUAUCGAUUUGCACUCUGCUUAAUGAAACUUGAGAUUUCUUGUGGCAUAGGCAUGUUGUUUUUUAGGUUAAAACCUCUUCUUUAUAAAUAUAAUGAGGUCUGCACAGGGAAUAAGGCAGGAAGCUAACUCCUUGUGAGCUGCUGCUUUUUAACAAGCUGUUCAGUUUAAGAGAGCUAUGGAGAGAAGCCAGGGAAACAUGAGUAUUUAAGAGGCAGCCUAAUAGCCCACAGUUCCUGGGUAACUGUGUAAUGAAUGGUGUGUUGGCCUUCUCAUUGGCACAGUAGCCUUGAUACCUCAAAUGGGUUAGUCAGAUUAGGUAGAAUGAGGUAGUAAGGCUUACUCGUUUUCUAGUUUUCUGAACUAUUGGUCUCAGUAGCCUGAUGACUUGCUGUUUCUGAACAUAGUUUUCACACAAGUCAUCAUGAUGAACAGAGAUUACUGGGUUUUGCCAUCAGCAGCCUCAUUCCUGUCACAGCUUACUGGGAGGGCUGAUUAAGUUUUUUUUAAGUAGAUAUGUGUUCCAUUUUCAUAUUACUAGGGAGUUUGUACAUAACCAACUGUAUCCAGUCUGGCAUGCUAUCUGUGAUUCAGUUUGGUUAUGGAAGCUCUAGAACUUUUGGGGAAUUGUUUUCAUUCCAUAUGUCAAAGAAAUUGUGCAUCAAGAGAGUUAUUAGAACAUCAAAGUGAUGGAAUCUUAUGAACAUAGAAUUGUUAAUUUGCUAGAAUUUUUGAAGAUGUGAAUCAGAAGGUAGGCUUUAAAUCUUCUCAAAGCUCAGUUGGCCUUACAGUCUUAGGAAAUUUUAGUCAUAUUUGUUAAAGUUCACCUUUUUAGGAAAGAUGAAAAUAAAACUCAUAACCUUCACCUGUGCUUCCCUCUUCCUUGCUUAUCAUCAAGGUUUUAGAUAACAGUUAUCUCAAUUUGUUUUUUGAGAAAGCCCUAUAGAAAUCUCUCACUUGAUGCAUGUAUAAUAGGACAUUUGAAUUUUCAUUAUUUGAAGAGAAAGACUUUCCCUCACCAUCAUGCUGGUUAGAUAUUGACUUCAGAAAUAUUUUAAAUUAUAGAAAGCAAUGAACAGAUUUUUGGUUUUAUUUGUGAAACACAUUUCACUUUAACAUAGUUGUGAGUUACUUUUUGUACUCUAUUGUCAUCUGGACAAUUUCUUGUUUAAUUUGGAACUCUGUUUUAUUAAUAAGUGUUGUAUAGCAUAUUCUCAGUUGUCUUGGAAAAAUGCCUGUAACCGGUGCUUUUACUCUCACCAGUAAAAUGUUGAUAAUGAAAUUUCUAAAAACUGGAGACCAUGAAAUCAUACUAAUUUAGAAUGAAAGUUGUAACGAAAUCUGAGACAUUUUCAAAGACAACCCUAUUUGUUUUUAUUUAUUGAUUUGUGAGGAGAGAUUAAGAGAGAAUAUGGGUCUGCCAAGGCUUUUUGCCUCUACAAAUGAACUCUGAAUACAUGCACUACUUUGUGUACCUGGCUUUACAUGAGUAAAAAGGAAUUGAACUCAGGUCGACAGGCAAGUGCCUUUAACUUCUAAGCCACCUCUGUAGCCCCAAAGGCAACUCUAUUUAUAGACUCUAUCAGAUAGAACAGGCCUCUACUUUUAUGGACAUAUGAACCAACACACUUAUUCAGUAUCACACUUCUAACAGUUUUCUUUUUAUUUUUUGGUGUAAAAUUUAGAAUUUAAAAAUUAGAGAUGAACGUGAAACUUGGUAAGCAAUUUCUACCAUAUUCGGGGGUCCAUGAACUAUAGUAAAUAAACUUUCACAUGUCAUCCAUAGUAUUAAUAUUUGAUACUGUUCCAAGUAUAUAUACAUCAGUAAGAUAUACAGCCUCAGUUUUAGUUGUAUGAGAUAUUUUUCCUCAUUUGAAAUUUUCUGAGUUUUUAAUAUUUGUGGUUUAAUUUUUUGAGAAUGCCUAGGCAAUAGUUCAUUUUUGUCUAUUUUUAGCCAAAUAAUAAUGAAAGUCAGUGUUGUAAGUGUUCUUGUUGUUAAUCCAUCUACAAUGUUCCCAAUUUUUAAUAGGCCCAGAUAAACAGGGUGACUAAUCAAAUGGAUAAUUUAUGCCACAUAUAUUUUCAUGCACUGGGGAGUUCAUAGAUGUUCACAGAUAGAAAACUGUAAUAUGAAAAUGCCUCUCAAAAUAUACAAGUACAAGUAAACUAAAGUUAAGAUGUUAAAUCUAAAACACUCCAUUUUGGCUAUUAUAUAAUGUUAAUUCAAAAAUUAUAUUCAAAUAAUUCAAAAAUUCUCAGGUCAGUAGGCAUGCCAAAGUAAUUUCAAAGUGUUUCUAUCAAACUAUCUCAUUGUGUAUGCUGACAUCAGGCAAAUUCAAACUCCUAUGAGAAAAGCAGUCUUCCCUUGAAGCUUUGCAGAGACUAAAAGAAGGGUGGCAGUGUAAUUUUUCCAUUUGAAUUGACUUCUGGGUAUGAUGUUGGAGUGAGGACUGGAGGUAACCACUAGCUUGUCACUUACUAGGCAUAUUCAGAAUUAGACAAGAAUACAGAGAGUGGUAUUCCCCAGCCUUGGUGUGGAAGUAGGUCUCAAAAAGAAUAUUGUUUUUAAAUUUAAUUUUCAAAUAUAUUGUUAAUCCUUUUAAUUUAGAAAAUUGGUAAGCAUCUUGGUUGACCCCAGACCAAAUUAACAGUGAUAGUGUGUUAAACUCCAAAGUCCAUAUUACAAGGAAAAAUAUUUUAUAAUUAAAUUAGACAUUUUGUCAGUUUUAACCCUGGUAUACACAUAAUCCAACUUUAGAGACAUGUAUAUCCACUCACCUUGGGGAAGAAAAAUCAUGUUUUACUGCAUGAUAAGAAUGAAAGUCAUGGUGAACUGAAAAGUUUUGUUUUUUAAAUAAUUUUAUCUAUAAAAUGAAAAAAACUACAGUUUAUAAUGCAGAGCUGAAUUGAACUAAAGCUAUAAAUCAAACCAGCAAAUCUCCAUGUGUUAGGAAUUAAAAUGUGUUUUUAAUUUAUCAUGGAAAAGUUUAAAACUCUUAGUUCUUUGUCUAAUUGAUUAUGUGACUUAUCUUGUUCUGACUGCUGUUCCAACUGAACCACUAUCAUCUGACUGGACAAAGGUGAAGUAUUUCCUCAAAAUAUAUUUAAAUAAGAUUUUAAAACAUGAUUAGACUUUCUUUUGUCAUUGCUGUAGAUAGGCAUGUCUCUGGCCAGCCUAUAAGUUUACUUGAUGCCUCAGUUUCCUCACACACCAAAUUAAAUAGUGUACUUAUCCAACCUACCUCAUAAGCUUGUUGAAAAUAUUUAAAUAGUAGAUGUGAAAAUGCUUUCAGGAUACUUUUAAAUACCAUGGGAAAGAGUUAUUAUAAUAUUUAAGUCUAUGCUUUUUAUUGUUUGAAAUGAAAUAAGUAGCAGCAUUCAACUGAGUAUCUUCAGUGAUUCUAUAGGUCUUGGGCCUUCUGAGCAAUUGCCAUUUGCCUUACCAUCAUUUGCUUAUAAAAAUGAAUAACUGAGGGCUGGAGAGAUGGCAUAGCAGUACCCAUGUUCAACUCUCCAGGUCCCAUGUAAAUCAGAGGCACAAGGUGAUGCAAGUGCACAAGGUUGCAUGUGUGCACAAGAUGCUGCAUAUGUCUGGAGUUUAACUGCUGUGGCUGAAGGCCCUGACACACAAAUUAUCUCUCUCUCUCAUUCAUUUCCUCUUUCUGAUUAAAAUAAUAAUAAUAAUAAUAAUUUUUAGUAACUGAGCCCAUGGUACUUCAGGAAAAAUGGCCCAGUGAAUCUAAAAAAGAACUUCUGAUGGCAAAUGAGUUCAGCAUCUUGAUAUUAUCUUUGAUAAAGAACAAAACAACAUAUUUUGAUAGUUUUGCAGAACAACUUGAAUGGAUGAUUCAAAACUUUAUUUAAAUGUGAGUAUAAUUUUUUCAACUUGGAAAUGGAAAAAUAAACACUAAAUUGACUGUCAACAAAGCAUUCCCUUGGAAACCACCUAAGAGCAUUUGUGCUAUGGUUAUAUGUGCCAGAAGGCC